Molecule: messenger RNA, 2638 nt
Organism: Nerophis ophidion (straightnose pipefish)
Lineage: Eukaryota; Metazoa; Chordata; Actinopteri; Syngnathiformes; Syngnathidae
Gene: marveld1
Product: MARVEL domain containing 1
Exons: 1
Coding region: 349-846 (165 amino acids)
Biological process (GO): myelination
Cellular component (GO): membrane
Molecular function (GO): structural constituent of myelin sheath
Source: RefSeq, a predicted model, not a curated record
CGGCCACCCCCUACACACACACACACACACACACAGUUGAGCAGAGGAAACGGAAAAGACGAAACACACACCGAGGCUGCUUUUCAUUUCAAAACCCUGUGGCCUGUGGAAAGAACACCGAGUUCCUCCUUUUCUCUCUCCAACCUGCUUUUUCUUUUGGCUCAUUUGUUCAACAUUUGUUUUUUUUUAACCCUUCUCUCCCUCCCCGGAUUUCCACUUGAAAAGUUGCCACCUUUUUGGCCAGCUGUCUGCAGCUGGCAGGAAGCGCCCGCCCUGCUCGGGAACAAGGGACCUAAAGUGAGGAGGGAGGGGGAGAGUGGAAAAAAAAAAGGAGAAAGAGAGUGAGAGAUGCCGCCCCAGCCCACGCAGCCGCAGGUGAGGGCCAACAUCGUCAAGUUCCUCCGGAGCUUCCCGGGAGUCCUCCGGAUCCUGCAGAUCGUCUUCGGGGCCGGCCUGUGGGUGACGAUCGCCGCCAACAAGUACGAAGGCUCCAUCCACUUCGUCCUCUUCGUGGCGGUGCUCUUCUGGCUGCUCACCCUGGCCCUCUUCUUCCUCACCCUGCUGGACAAGCAGGACCUGGUGCCGCUGCUGGGGGGGCCCCGGUGGGCCGGCACCAACCUGGCGCACGACGUGGCCGCCGCCGCCCUCUACCUGCCGGCCAUCGGCGUCAUGAUCUACAAGACGGAUCGCAACUCCUACUGCAACCUGGAGCAGUACAAACACUCCUGCCUGUACAAGGUCUACCUGACGGCCGCCGUGUUCGCCUGCCUCUGCUGCCUGGCCUUCCUGCUCUCCGUCGUCCACGGAGCCUGCAGAAAGAGCCGAGGCGAGCAGACGCUCUUCUAAAAAAAAAAAGGACGGACGCUUCUUUUUUUUUUUUCUUUUCUGCAAGAUGAGGACGAGUUCACUUCACUGUACACACUAAAAAAAAAUGGUGGGUUAAAAAAAUAACCCAAUUUCUGGUUCAAAAAAAUGACUAACCCUUUAUUUGAGUUAUUUUAACUCAACAUUUUGGGUUAAUUUUUCCAACCCAACUUUUACGUUGAAUUAUUUAACCCAAAAGUUGAGUUAUGAUCACUCAAUGUUGGGUUAUUCACAACCAAACUAUUGGGUUGAAUUAUUUUAACAAAACAAUUGAGUUAUGAUAACUCAGUGUUUGGUUAUUCACAACCAAACUAUUGGGUUGAAUUAUUUAACCCAAAAGUUGAGUUAUAAUCACUAAAUGUUGGGUUAUUCACAACCAAACUAUUGGGUUUAAUUAUGUGAGCCAAAAGUUGAGAUAUAAUCACUAAAUGUUGGGUUAUUCACAUCCAAACUAUUGGGUUGAAUUAUUUAACCCAAAAGUUGAGUCAUAAUCAUUAAAUGUUGGGUUAUUCACAACCAAACUAUUGGGUUGAAUUAUGUGACCCAAAACUUUAGUUAUGAUAACUCAAUGUUGGGUUAUUCAUAACCAAACUAUUGGGUUUAAUUAUUUAACCCAAAACUUUAGUUAUGAUAACUCAAUGUUGGGUUAUUCACAACCAAACUAUUGGGUUGAAUUAUGUAACCCAAAACUUUAGUUAUGAUAACUCAAUGUUGGGUUAUUCACAACCAAACUAUUGGGUUGAAUUAUGUGACCCAAAAGUUGAGUUAUAAUUACUAAAUGUUGGGUUAUUCACAACCAAACUAUUGGGUUGAAUUAUUUAACCCAAAACUUUAGUUAUGAUAACUCAAUGUUGGGUUAUUCACAACCAAACUAUUGGGUUGAAUUAUUUAACCCAAAAGUUGAGUUGUGAUAACUCAAUGUUGGGUUCUUCACAACCAAACUAUUGGGUUGAAUUAUUUAACCCAAAAGUUGAGUUAUAAUCACUAAAUGUUGGGUUAUUCACAACCAAACUAUUGGGUUGAAUUAUGUGACCCAAAAGUUGAGUUAUGUUAACUCAAUGUGGGGUUAAUUCAGAACCAAACUAUUGGGUUGAAUUAUUUAACCAAAAAGUUGAGUUAUGAUAACUCAAUUAUUCAGAACCAAACUAUUGGGUUCAAUUAUUUAACCCAAAACUUGAGUUGUAAUCACUAAAUGUUGGGUUAUUCACAACCAAACUAUUGGGUUGAAUUAUUUAACCCAAAAGUUGAGUUGUAUUAGCUCAAUGUUGGGUUCUUCACAACCAAACUAUUGGGUUGAAUUAUUUAACCCAAAAGUUGAGUUAUAAUCACUAAAUGUUGGGUUAUUCACAACCAAACUAUUGGGUUGAAUUAUGUGACCCAAAAGUUGAGUUAUGAUAACUCAAUGUGGGGUUAAUUCAGAACCAAACUAUUGGGUUGAAUUAUUUAACCAAAAAGUUGAGUUAUGAUAACUCAAUGUUGGGUUAUUCAGAACCAAAGUAUUGGGUUUAAAUAUUCAACCCAAAACUUGAGUUAUAAUCACUAAAUGUUGGGUUAUUCACAACCAAACUAUUGGGUUGAAUUAUUUAACCAAAAAAUGUAUUUCUGCUCCCUACAAUGUGGGGUUAUUCCGAACCCAACUAUUGGGUUGCGCAAUUUAGCGCUCCUUGACCCAAUAGUUGGUUCAAAAUUAUCAAUUUGACUGCUGGUUUUUCCUACUCCUUCCCAACUACUGACCAAAAGUGUUUUCAUUCCAUUAAAAUAUACUCAAAAGCAA